UCUUAAGAAAACAUGUUCUUUUUCAGACUUUUUCUGUAUCUUUGAAAGACAAGACCCACAAAACUACAUCCUAAUAUAUUUGUAAUUAUCUCAAACAGCACAGCGAGACACGGGUAAUCCGCUAGUUUAUUUAUAUGUAGAAGUCAACAUAUUUUUAAUUCUACUUCUAGGAUUAUGUAACGGAGAGAGCUUUGAACCGUUGACAAACCCAUAGUCGGCAUAGUCGUGUUCAAGAUUCGGCAGUUUAAGUAUUAGUUUUGGCGUAUACUAUACAUGGCAUCCUUCUGUCUUCGUAAGACGAUGGAAUGGCUACUGACACUUCAUCAAAUGGCUUACGGUGCCGAUUUAAGAAUAGCUGUCUUGGCUGCAUGUCUCGCAGUUUACCGCUUAUUUACACUUAAAUAUUACCACUCAAAGAAGGUAUGUUUGUUAAUUAUUACAAAUAACAGUCGUUUCUUAUAUGAUUUAAAGUAUUUUUUUGUUGGAAUGGCAACGCAUAUUUUUUAAAUAUUUUAAAAUACAAAAUGCUUACGAGACAGCUUUAUCAACAACUUCUUGAAACUUGUCUCUUUUCGUCUCUAAGAUAUUUGUGUUAGCUAAUGACAAAAAUGUUGUAAAUCUCACUAUUUACAAUAAAUUGUCUUUAAUAUCGGUAUACUUUUUCAAUAUAAACACCGUUCACUCAUUAGUGCAAAGAAAUAAUAUGUUUAGUGAUGUUAUUCUAAAUCCAAAAGUGACAAAAAUAUAAUUUAAUAUACACAAUUAACGUAAAUCUAUUGAAAAUGUACUAAAGUUAUCCAUUUAACUUAAAUAUAUUUUUAAAUAAAUUAAAUCUUUUUCAUACUCUUAUUGCAAGAAGAAAUUGUUUAAUUAUUUUUGUCAAUUUCUAACAUUAACAAAAAUCUGGCAACAUAUUAUUAGUAACGUAAGGCUUGUUUCUCGUAUGUAUGUAUUGACGUUGUUUCUAAUUCAACUGUACACAUUAUUUUGAUAAUUUUAAAAUUAAUGAUAUUUUGGUAUGGAUUAUAGAACAAACGUAAAUUUUUUGCCUUAAUAAAUUUAUAUUUACAGCUGUCAUUACAAGACAAUGGCCAGAAAAUCUCCAUUAGUUGAGACAGUUGUCUUCAUUUUGGCUGUUCUGUAUCUUUGUUUUUCUUCAGUGACAGAGGUAGGCAGUUUUCCUACUCAAGUCACUGAUUGAGUCGAUUUCAUUAAUUUGUGUAAUUAAUUUAAAGAAGUUACGUUUAUUUUUAGACAAAAAUUCCAAUAUCUUAAGCUAUUUAGUUUUGUUUCUUCUGUCAACUUUUUUCGUGUAAAGUAAUAUCAAUAAAUUUAUUGAUUAAAGUUAAAGUUAUUUCAAAAAAUAUUUCUCCAUUUUUAAAUUAAAGUGAUAGAAAAACUUGCAUCUUAAGUUAACAUAUUUGAAAGUAAUUUAUGCUUUAUGAAUUUUUUAAUUAUAAAAGUAAAAUACAAGACAGUUGCAGGAACUUAGUGAGAAGUUUGACUUUUUUUGAGUGGAGACACUAAUUCUUUGGUUAGGAGAAAGUACUUGCAAUUCUCAGUGGGUUUUCAAGUGCUCAUAAGAUAUUUUGAUUCUAGUUAGUUUUAUUAUGCUUCAGCCCUGAAAAAAGCUGCUCACAAAUGUAAAAGCUUGUAUUUUUAUGAGUAAAAUACAAUAUUUUUGUCCCAAAAUAAAAACAAAUUGUACUGGAUUAAAAAAGUACACCUCCAUGCAUCAUUUUUUUUGUACAACGCCAUUCAGCCCUCAUUGAGGCCAUUGUCACAUUGUGGUAUAAAGUAAAGUAUACAAGAACACUAACACAGAAAUUAAAAAUCCCUUAAAAACCAACAAAAUAUAAAUUAUAAGACAAACUAAUUGGAAAACAAUAAAUGAUCAAAAUAUAUUUAUUACGUUGAUAAUAUUUAUAAUGAUCAAUCCUCAAGUAUAGUGAAAUAGUGUAAUUUCAUCUUUAUCCUUGGGCUUAAUUUUUUGGUUUAAAUUUACCCAGCCGUAUUGUUGUAUUGUUUAGUUAUUUUCCUUUUUCUUAGGCUGCUAGCUUUGAAGAUACAAGGUGCAAAUGUGUUUGUGUCAAAACAUGGGAUGCCCAAGGGAAGAAAACAAGAGCUGUGUUUACCAAUACAACAAGAAGUGAACUUUGGUAAUUAUAUUAAUAUUUCCAUAUGUUACGACCUUCUUUCUAUUACGGAAUGUGUGCACUUCAAAAUGUUAGGACCUUCUUCUUUUGAGGACGUUCCAUGUGUCAAAUGUUAUGACUGUUAUUUGUAUUGCUGAAAUUUACUGGCACCGUUACCUAACUAUAUUGCAAAACAACCAUGGUUGGUCCACACUUUUGAGCAACAACCAACGUUCAAUGAAAGUAGUUCUGUCAUUUCACCAAACUUUCUUAAUAAAAUCAUCACUACACAGACUCUUAUCCUCAGAUCACUCUAGAGUCUAGUCCCAUUUACUAACCAGAACUUGCACCUUUUCACACUGUAAUGGUAACUCAGCAUACUGACAACACAAAUUAACUCCAUGAACUGACUUUGUGUCACCCGACCAAUAAUAACUUGCCCUGACAAAUCUUCUCACCAACUCACAAUCAACAACUUUCAUAAAUAAUCUAGUUCCCAAAUCCAGUUCAUAACACCAUAUAAUUAAUAGCUUAACAUGCUAUACAAUCUAUACUUGGAAUGCUUACUUUAGUUACCUGGUACUAUAAAGUCAAAAUCUUUUCUUCUAUCUAAAACAAAUUGUACUGUGCACAUAUAAAUUAUUAAAUCAAUCCAAUGGUGUGGUCAUUAAAAAAGGUCAGAGAAAGAAAUAUAAUAUGAUUCGUAAGCAUAAUAUGCAAUUCACUGGAGAAGUUACAUGAUCUAAAAGUUUCACAAAUUUCGUUGGUUAUUGAGAAUUUCAUCUCAUGAUGUGAGCUUGAUAAAUAUGUGAAAGCAACACAUGAUUUAAAAAAAAAUAAUAAUAAUAAAUAUCGUUUUGAGGGAUUGGGGGUGGGGGGGGGGGGGUUUACAUGAAAAUAACAUGCACCUUACUUAACUGAUUUUUAAAUUUAAAUUGGCGGUGGAUAUUUUCAUACUUAUGAAUGAAAAGAAAGAUAUUUAAUUUUUGUGUCUCAAAAAGUUAAAAUACAUUUAGAAUUUUUAUAAAGGAGCUAAAAUUUUCUUUAAUAAAUAUGUGAAAGCAACACAUGAUUUAAAAAAAAAAUAAUAAUAAUAAAUAUCGUUUUGAGGGAUUGGGGGUGGGGAGGGGGGUGUUUACAUGAAAAUAACAUGCACCUUACUUAACUGAUUAUUAAAUUUAAAUUGGCGGUGGAUAUUUUCAUACUUAUGAAUGAAAAGUAAGAUAUUUAAUUUUUGUGUCUCAAAAAGUUCAAAUACAUUUAGAAUUUUUAUAAAGGAGCUAAAAUUUUCUUUCAGUGACUGCGAGCAUGUUGUCACACCAGUUGCACCUAAAUUACCUUGUCCUCGAUGCUUGUGUCGAACUGAGACCAGAAAUACAACUACUAUUAAAGUAAGUUAUAGUUCAAGAAAAUCAGCAGUUUUAAUAUAUAUAUAGGCAAAAACCAAGAACAAGCAGCUCUAUAUUAUGAAUCCCCAAGUUUGAACCAACACUUGUCAGAAAAUUAAAAUUAAUAUGAAUAAAAUGAAUCAAAGUUUUAUAUUUUGCCCCACUAAUCUCUAACCUGUAAUUAUAUGAACACUUUUGGACUGCUACAACUGUCAGGUGUAAACCCCAGCAAAGUUUCCUUCUGCAUUAUACCUCAAUGAAUUGUCAUCAUUGGAGAACAUACACAUAGAUGAAACAUUUUUAUUAGAGAGAACUCAAUUUGUGAUUAUCAGAUCUAUGUCCCUUAGAUUGUCACAAAUUAAUGCUAAUUUUGUAUGUCCGAAAAUUCAAUUUAUCCUUUGCUAAAAUGGCUUUCCUAGUAUAUGUGUAUAACACGCAAUUUUGUUAAUAGUUUGUAUAAAAAUUUAGAUAAAUUUAUGCAGAAACUUAACUUCUCUUAUAAGCUGUUUUAAAAAAAAAAUUAAAACAUUUAAUGUAUAUUAAGCCAAAUAACUUUUUGUUUUGCAGGUUGUUGUCAUUUUUAUCAUCUGUGUAAUAUCCCUCCUGUUUGUGUACAUGCUGUUUUUGAUGUGCCUCGAUCCAAUCAUUCAAAGACGACCAACCAGUUAUCAACAACACACCAACGAGGAGGUGAAUUUGGUAACCAACUGGCUGCGCGUUAACAGCGGCUUUUCUAUUUCAUUUCCUAUGGGGAGGCUGAGGGGUGUUGCCCGAAUUCAGGCUUAUUAUCAGUUUGUUUUUGUUUUAUUUCCUGCCGCUUGACCCUGCUACACAGUCUUUAAAUUUUCAAAUUUUACUGAUAAAAACGCAUGGCAACAUAUAUUUAAAUGGGCUAUUCGUGUAAUUUUUCUUUGUUUAAAUGGCUUGUAUUUUUUUUUAAUAUUUAAUUUUACUAUAGUUUUUUAUGGCCAGGUUUAAACCAGGGGUGUCCAACCUUUUAGCUUCCCUAUGCCACAUUGGAAGAAGGCAAGUUAUUUGGGCCAGAUAUUGGAUAACUGAUGAGAAACAAAAAUAGAAAAACUUGCAUCUUAAGUUAACAUAUUUGAAAGUAAUUUAUGCUUUAUGAAUUUUUUAAUUAUAAAAGUAAAAUACAAGACAGUUGCAGGAACUUAGUGAGAAGUUUGACUUUUUUGAGUGGAGACACUAAUUCUUUGGUUAGGAGAAAGUACUUGCAAUUCUCAGUGGGUUUUCAAGUGCUCAUAAGAUAUUUUGAUUCUAGUUAGUUUUAUUAUGCUUCAGCCCUGAAAAAAGCUGCUCACAAAUGUAAAAGCUUCAAAAUAGUGAUUAUAUGUAUAAUGCAUGACUGUGAAGUAAUGGAUCUUUUCUCUGGGAAUAUAUGUCUUAUAGCAGUCCAGUUAAGAGACAUGAUAACAUUUUCUUUAAGUUGAAUGUCAGAUUUUAACUCUAUGCAUUUCCUGUGACAUAGGCAGGUAAUAAAUAAUAUGUUUAUGUCUCUGAAAAGGCAGUCGCAAAUGUACCAAAAGAUUGAUGAUUUUUCUGGAAAUCUUGAAACCUGUUCUCAAAUACCCUUAUGAAAUUGAAAAGGAGCGGUAUACAUAUUUCAUUGUUCACAGAACCAUGUUUAGCCAACUUGUCGAGAUGCAAAAAAAAAAUGGUUUGCCUUUAUUUGAGAUUGCCAUAAUUACAGUUUCAUUUUAAAUGCUGCUAUAGUUUGAAACAAUGUAUUUAUCAGUUGGUUUCACCCUUAACUCACGUUUAACUCAUUUAAAUAAGUGGUCAAGUGUACUAUAAACACCGUUUUUGUGUGUAAUUUUUCAUCAUCAAAUUGUGGCACAUAUUUUGUUUUUGAUUCCGUAAACUACUUAAUUUCACGGUAAUCAGAAAAUAUUUUCAACAUUUUACCUAAGUUAUCAAUUUUACCACCAAAAAGUCACCAUCAAUAAAUUUGAUCAAUUCCUGGAAUUGGCAAUGUCAACCCCUUGGCCUUGAUGAAAACUGUAUGACGAUAUCAAUCUUUAAUGCUUUAGCGCAUACAUUUACUUAGGAUACCAUGCAAUGAUAUUGAAUGAUACACAUAUUUUGAAAGGCAAGUGGAUCGUUUUCUAUUAUUUUAAAACUUUUAUUUUUUCUUAUCACCAAUGCGGCACAAUCAAUACUUAACCAGAUAUGAACAUCACUUUAAAGUAUUUUUCAUAGUUUCUUAUAAAUCUCUUGAAUUAGCUGUACCUUUUAAUGGCACUAGAGAAUCUAUGUCUUCAGUGACAUUAUAUUCAUCAUCAUUAUCUCUAAUGGCAAUGUCAAAACAUUUUAAGUUUAGGAUCUUUUUUUUUUGGCAGCGUUCAUCUCCGCCCAGGGCCGUUUGUGGGCUGUUGGUUGGAUAUCCUUGGUUUAAACAUGAGAUGAUCCCGGUUGUUAUUGAACCAUUCUUGAAACUGAAAAUUAGGGUUACGCAAUUUAAUUGGUAGAUAAUCGGUAAUGGAAAUAAUGGGCCAUUUUGCAUUAAUCAAAAUAAUCAAUCGGCUAAUCUGCCUACAGUGUUCUAGAUCUUAGAUUUAAAUUUAGAUUUAAUUUGGGUGGUAUUAGUAGAUUCUUGCAUGUUUGAUUAGGAGUCUUCCUAUUUGUACCAAAAUUAGACCUUUCACUCAAUGACAAGAGACACAAUUAUGAUUACAUUUUCAUCAUGAGCUGUUAAGCUUCACUAUCUUAAUAUGAUGUAAUAAACUACUUUGAUGUUUUUGUUUUGUUAUUUCAUCAAUUUAACCAUGCUAGAAAUGAUUUUUUUUGUUGAAAAUAUCAUAGUGAAUUUUAAAUCCUGGGACCAUUAAUAUAAAGAAAUGCCAAUUAAGAAAAUAAAGGAGUCGAUUGAAAUGUUUUGUUAUAUAGCUGAAAUCAUUUUAGCCCGACUCAUUUCAAAUUAUCCUGCAUUUAAAUCAGUGGAAUUUUUAAAAAGGGCAAUCCUAACAUCUCUACCAGAUAUCCAUUUUUAACAAGGAUAAUUUCUGCAUAGUUUAAAAAAAUUAUAUUUAAAAACAACGCUUCAUCAAAGUUAAUUGUUUCAAAUUGAAGUUGCAUGUCUAACGUUGUAACAUCUAUGUGGUAUCCUACAUUCACCCUAAAGCAAUUUUAAUUUCCUUUUUUUUUUACAUAUCAGUGUUUCUCAAAUUAUGUCUGUAGGCUUGGCCUUUAUUACAUGAUCAAAACCUUUACAAAAAGGGUUGCUUUUAAAUGUCUUCCCAAUUAUUUUCUUUUUAUCCUCUAUCUUUUGCUACUUUUUAUGCAUAAUGUUCCAGUGGUUCCCAACCUGUGCCUAGCUGAGCCCUAAGGGCUGUGCAGGCAUUUCUCAGGGGAUCCGUGGCCGCAACCCUCCCCUGUAAAACUGCUUCUAAACGCCAAUAAUUUGUAUGUGCAAGGGCUCCCCCAUAGAAAUUUAUUUUUAACGGGGGCUCCAUGAGUAAAAAAUGUUGGGAACCACUGAUCUAAGUUAAUUUGCCCUUAAGGUUUAAGGCGGUUUUUUUAUAAAGAGUUUUACUAAAUUACUUUUUACACUUAAGUAAUGGAGGCAUUCUGCAAAAACUCAGAUUUUAGACCAAAAUAUGAUGCAUCAGCUUAAAGAUAGCUAGAAUAAAGUAACAGUUUUCUAAAUGUCUCUUAUUGUAAUAAUUCUUGUCCAUGCUGAAAAAUACACUAAAUACGUUUAAGCCACUACAAGCAUAUUAUAAUUUAUAUUGUAUAAAAAUAAUGUAAAAUUAUUGUCAAGACGAUAUAUCUUCAUUUAUUGUACAUAUGUUUAUAAAAAUUUUCCCCAUACAAAUAUUUUUCUACCCCUUUGUUUCUUUUGUGUUUUUUUUCAGUCAACUGAGGCCUCAGAGGUUUUUGUAAAAUAUUUUUUAGCCUUCCCCUUUUUUUAUAAUUAUUCUUUUAUCUUUGAGUGUCAAGCUUAAUACAUGAUAUAUCCAAAAAAAUGUCUGUCUAGCAUGGGUUUCCUGGUGUUAUCCUUGAUACUUUGGUAGUAGUGUAACUAAAUAAACUUUUUACAUUUCUGCAUUUAUUUAUUUUAGAAGUUUAAAAUAAAAACUUAAAUAAAUCUAUAAGUUUUAGUUAUAGAUGUAUUUAAACAAAAUAUUUAAGUUAGUAUUAUUUAAUCUCAUGUUAAAACAUUAUUUUAGACAUUUUUUUUUAAAGGCUGCAACUUUUCGCACCCGGGUACCAGAAGUAAGGUGUUGGGAUUCAAAAACUAUUUAAAAUUUUAUUGUUGGGUUUAUAAGACAAAAUGAGGUAUCAAAUGAAAGAUAGUGGAUGGACUAUAUGUUGGUAACUUACUCCUUCAGUUUAACUAAAAUAAACUACCAUAAAUGGCGUCCGAAUAGCAUUGAGUCUAAUAGGACCCGGUCGCGAAUGGCGGCGCUGCGUGUCCUGGGCAAUCUUGACUUAGGAAAGUGUACAGUUAUAAUUUCUCAACUCAACUAUUUGAAAUCAGUAACAUAUUACAGUUUCUUUAAAUCAGUAACAUUACAGUUUCUUUCUUUUAAAUCUCAAGAAAAUCAAUUUCACAAAUUUUUAAAAGUAAUAUAACUCUAGUAACAAGUUACACAAUAUAUAUUACUAAUAGAAAGAAAAACCUGGGGUAGGCUCCGAGCAAACUUUCUUAGUUUUAACAUGGCUUUUGAGUAUUACAUUGUUUGGCAUAUACAUAAAAUGGUGAUGGUCUGCAUGAAAGUUACCUUACUAAACAUAAUCCUAAGGAUGUGCUCACUGUCUUUUUGUCGCACUAAGGUAGCAGUAGUAAUGGCAUGCCUGCUUCUACAUAGAAUUGUAAACUUCCUGUCAGAAUUGUAGUGAAACUUUAAAACUGAAGCUUGUCCUUGACUUAACCAGACAUUCCUUUAUUGGUUGGGAUUUAAUUUUAAAAAAAUAUAUAUAUCCUUAUUCUUGCAUGUUUUAAUAAAUUAUCUCAAAUACAUUAUUGGUUCUAGUUUUAAUCUUAAUCUGAAUAUUUAAAAAAAAAAAAUUAUCUGGCAUGGAUUUCUGCCCACUACAUGUGUGUAGAUGCUUUUAAUGAUAGGUUGGUACUCCUUGUGAAAGAUACUUAUGUAUGUCUACUAUGAGCCAAGUUACUGGAAUCAAAUUCUUGUGAACACUUCUUGCUCCUUUAUAUUAUAAGUACCAGUUUCUUGCUAUGGUAUUCAUUACAUUUUUAAAUGAAUUGAAAAAGUCCGUUUCUAUUGGAACAUAUUUUGUGCAUUUGAUUAUAAAAAUAUUUAACUUUAAAGAUAUUCAAUUAUAAACUUUUUAUAACAAGAUGUUUAAGUGUUUAUUUAUAAGCGUCAUAAAAAAAAAUAAACAAGUGCCUUAAUAUUAACAUUUAAAAAAAAAAAAGGUCUUUUUGAAGUAACUUUAAUAUAAAUCCUCUUUCUUCUGUUGAUAAUACCUUUGAGAAAAUCCACAAUUUUAAAACAUUAAAUAAUGGAUUUUGAGACCAAAAAAAAUUUUAGUUAAAACUUUCUUUUAUUCUUGACUUUGUCAAGUUAUCUUUGAUUUGUUCCUUUUCAAAUCUUAAUUUAAAAAUUAAAAAAACAGUUCUGUUCAAUUGGAAAACAAGAUAUUUUGAUGGUGAAAAAUUAAUGUUUUCUCUUUUCCCAGGAGGAUAUGUCUGGUACUAGAUCAGAAGGGCCAGUAACUCCACCCCAGGGGGCAACUUCCGACUUGGCCGCGAGACAGAGGUCACUGCUCAACAUAAUGCAGAAAGAACAAAAGAAGUGGAAGGGAACUGUACAGGAACAGCGCAGGAACAUUUAUGACAGACACUCCAUGCUCAACUAAGAGAUUCCAGCCAUUGAAAAAAAAACCCACUUUGCUUGUUGUGAGGGGUUCGGCUAAUUUUAUUUUAAAAUCACCGUUGUCUGACUGUAAUCAGAUAUACACUCCAUGAAUUCUAUGUCUUUACAUACUUAUACGUUUAGAGUGGUGGGGUAGUGAAACGUAAUGUUUUUAUAUUCAAGUACAUACAAAUUAUUGUUUAAAAAAUUGGCUUUCAUAUAUUUGGAUAUUUAAUUAAAAUAUCUGCUAGAACUGGGUGAUACAUUCUCUGAAUGUCUACUGCUAAAUAGAGUUUGAAUUGCGAUAACAGACCUUGUUACUCUUUUGAUUUUUAAUUACAGUGUACGAUUUUGUCUUUUAUUAAUUUAUGAUUGUAGAUCAAAACCUGUCAAAACUGCAAUUUUUAAGAGACCGGAUUGAAAAAAAUAUGCCUGUAGUUUUUAAAAAAUUUAAACAACAAUACAUAGCGUUGUUAGUUUUAUCUCUUGCCAUACAUCAGGGCGUGAAUGGACAGAGAGAAAUAUGAAUUGUUUGGGGCAAUCCAAAAAUCCUUUGAUUUAUGCGUUGAAAUGGGAAGCAGGUGAUGUUGACUUAAGAGUGUACAGGUAUGGGUGGGGAGGUGUCUAAAUAUUUUAAAGGCUAUUUCAUUUUUUGGCAUUGUGAAAAUGGAGAAAACUACAGAUUUUUUAUAAAGAUGCAUCUUCAACUGAUCGUCACAGCAGUGUAAAGUUUUGAAAAAUUAUAUACAAUCUAGUUAUUGGCAUUUGAAAUCUGUUUUUAGGAAUCACUAAGCAUCUGUGAAAUUUUAAUAGGGGAAUAAUAAGGCGAGAGACUGCAAUCAGGUUAGUACAAAAUAAAAUGAUUAAAACAGAGUAGGGUUAAACCUGAAAAAAUACACGCAACGAAACAGCGAACGUGUCGGCAGAAAGCCUUCGUCAGCGAACAAAACAACAGAAAAAACGGUAUAAAAAUAAGAAAUAGCACUUAGCUGGAAAGUAGUAUCUGUGG
Molecule: messenger RNA, 10369 nt
Organism: Lymnaea stagnalis (great pond snail)
Lineage: Eukaryota; Metazoa; Mollusca; Gastropoda; Lymnaeidae
Source: the annotation of a GenBank genome assembly